Messenger RNA from Balaenoptera musculus (blue whale), 4796 nucleotides. RefSeq names its product RAD1 checkpoint DNA exonuclease (gene RAD1). The record is from RefSeq and is a predicted model, not a curated record. Gene Ontology annotation, cellular component: nucleus; checkpoint clamp complex. The coding region runs from base 227 to 1066 and encodes 279 amino acids. NCBI's taxonomy places the organism in Eukaryota, Metazoa, Chordata, Mammalia, Artiodactyla, Balaenopteridae. The transcript is spliced from 6 exons. Gene Ontology annotation, molecular function: 3'-5' exonuclease activity. Gene Ontology annotation, biological process: DNA damage checkpoint signaling; DNA repair.
UCCCGUCUCUGUGGUACGGCUCGCUCGGCUCUCUAGGCCUCGUCUAUCUCUGUGGUGACGGUGGCCGAGCUGGCCGGCCCAUCUGAAAAGAGUGGCGGGAGUUGCGCCACUUCUUCCCCAGUUUUCCGGGAGCUGCGUCCUGGCCCGGCGCAAAGGUGUUUCGUGACCCCGCGGGAGCGGGUGUUGGCCCCUGGAGCAUCCCUCGGAGCCGAAUGCGCCGUGGACCAUGCCCCUCCUAACCCAGCAGAUCCCAGAUGAGAAUGAUUACAGCUUAGUGGCCAACCUUGACAACGUCAGGAAUCUCUCCACUAUCUUGAAGGCCAUUCAUUUCCGAGAACAUGCCACGUGUUUCGCUACUAAAAAUGGAAUCAAGGUUACAGUGGAAAACGCAAAGUGUGUGCAAGCAAAUGCUUUUAUUCAGGCUGGAAUAUUUCAAGAGUUUCGAGUUCAAGAAGAGUCUGUUACUUUUCGAAUUAAUUUAACUGUCCUUUUAGACUGUUUAUCUAUUUUUGGAUCAAACCCUAUGCCAGGGACUUUAACUGCACUUAGGAUGUGUUACCAAGGUUACGGUUACCCUUUGAUGCUAUUUCUGGAAGAAGGAGGAGUGGUGACAGUCUGUAAAAUCAACACUCAGGAGCCCGAGGAGACUCUGGAUUUUGAUUUCUGCAGCACCAAUGUCAUUAAUAAAAUUAUUCUGCAGUCAGAGGGACUCCGUGAAGCAUUUUCCGAAUUGGAUAUGACAAGUGAGGUCCUACAGAUCACCAUGUCUCCAGAUAAACCUUAUUUCAGGUUAUCUACUUUUGGGAAUGCAGGAAGCUCCCACCUUGACUAUCCCAAAGAUUCUGAUUUGAUGGAAUCAUUUCACUGUAAUCAGACCCAGGUCAACAGAUACAAGAUUUCUUUACUGAAACCCUCUACAAAGGCAUUAGUCCUAUCUUGUAAGGUAUCUAUUCGAACAGAUAACCGAGGAUUCCUCUCAUUACAGUAUAUGAUUAGAAAUGAAGAUGGACAAAUAUGUUUUGUAGAAUAUUACUGCUGUCCUGAUGAAGAAGUUCCUGAAUCUUAGUCUUAAGUAUGGCAAGCCACUGUGCUAUUUAUGUACACAUUCAUGAUUGGUCAUGUUCUCAUUCUGAGUGCAGCACUCUUUGUGAUUUCUUAUUGGAUUUUCUAAGGGGAAGAAGCAUGGAAGAGAUAGGAGCUAAGUUCCUGCCCCCUAAUAGUUGCUGUAUAUUUUAUAAGUAAUGUUUUCAUGUAGUCAGAUUAUCCAGUACUGGACUAGCCUGUGGUUCUGUCUUUUGAACUCAUGGGAAUCGUUAUGAGCCAAGAUGAGUAAGUUUUAUGUUUUAUUCUACUUAAGCAGGACAUUCCAAGAGUCUAAAACUUUAAAGUUUGAUGAAGCCAUAUCUGAAAUGUUCUUUUAUUUAUUUACUGUUAGAAAAAGCAAUGGCAUACGGGCAUCCCUCCCUAGUUGGAAUUCUGGAGAAUCUGUCUUAAAGCAGUGGUUCUCAGAGUGUUGUGCCUAGAUCACCUGGAAACUUCUCAGUAACUCUGGGGGUGGGCCAGCAAUCUGCAGUUUAAAAAGCUUCCCCCCAGGAGAUUCUGAUAAGUGCUCAAGUUUGAGAACCACUGUUUUAAAGGAUACUUUUUAAAAAAUAGUCUUUAAUUGCAUUGAAGUGACUGCUUUUAACUGUGAUUUCUUCACAAAUGUUCUGAAGUUUAGGCUUCGUCAAACAAGUCUGAAUAAAUUAUUCAGAUUAAUUAAGUCUUAAUUAAUUAAGUCUGAAUAAAUUAUUAUGAUUUAUUUUUCAAGUGUACAUUUUGAAGACAUCUGUGAACAGGCUAUAAAACAGUCUUCAGAGUUACAGAUUUUCAUCUUGUUCUGAAAACUGUUUAGUGUAGUAAGUACUUAUUAGAUACCUUCUAUUUGCCUAUAAGAGUUUCUCAGUCAAACCAAGGUGUACAAAACCAUGUAUUAAGUGAUUUUAUACUUUCUUAGGUAGUUUUCAAUGAAAUAAUUUUUGUGCUAUGUAGGUUAAGAGAAUAUAACACUAAAUUAUCUAACUUGUUUUCUAUUAGAAAAAGUAUAUAACUAAAAUGAAGUUUCUGCACCAUGCGACAGCAGCUCAGUGUCUCUCAGUGGCCAGGCACUUUUGGCCUUCGGAGAGUAUUUCAGCAAAGCACUUCAGGGAAAAGCUCCUCCAGAACAUUAUGUAGGCACUGCUCCCAGGCACGUGUACAAUUUGUGCAAUUCUGGGUGUCUAGUCCAGGGUGAGUACCUGAUAACUAAUAAAUCUUCCAGGCAAUCUCAGGGUGCCCAGCUGGUACAAAAGAAGUUGGAGUUUUGUAAAGUAUAGUAUAUGUUUGAGAAGGAAAUGAUUAAAUCUACUAAAUGUCCAAAUAUUUUUUUGUCUGGAUAAACACAAGAUCAAAACAAGUCUAAAACAUAAUUAUGAAAAUACUGAAUCAGUGAACAUUUCAAGGACUACAGUUUUCCUUUAAAUUUAAAAUAGGGCGGUUGUUUUUUUCUUCAUUGGCAUGUCUAGAACCUAGGAUGCAAUAAUAUUUGUUAGGUGAAAGAACCUCCACUUUCAGAUUAUUAGUCACUAUUUAAUUCCAUUAUUUAGGUUUGAAUUUAUUUUGACCUAAUGUAUUUUUUUUCAAGUUGAACCUAUAAAGAAUUUAAAACAUGUAUCGACUUAAUAAGACUUUUUUGCACAUUUAAGACUAUUAUUUUAGCCGCACGUAUCUUGAGUUAUUUAGAAUUCAGAAACUAAUGAAUUUAAUUCUUUCUAAAUCACCCUGACAUCAAGGUGUGACUUAAUAAAGAAUUUUCUUUUUAUGCGUGCUCUAUUUGUCUAGUUUAACUUUGUUCAAGUUCCUAUGAAAGACCACUAGGGGGAGCAGUUCCUCAGGCAGAGCAGGAUGCUUUGGUGUCUACAAAUUCAGUUCAUGUGUCACGUAUAGAAGACUAUGAUCUUAUUUUUAAGAUUAUCUUUGCCUUUUUGAAGUUUAUCUCAUAUUCUUUCCAGUAAAAUUGUGCUUACCAGGAAUAGGUAGGUAAUAUUUUUUCCGUUUUUUAAUUCGUUUAUUCCCUACUUGAUGAUGAUGUGUUUCCACCUAGAAUGAAUGAUUCAAAACAAUAAAAAUAAAAUGAUUUGUUAAAUUCUAUUGUUCUAAUAAAAAUAAGUCUUGUAACAUAAUCAUUUUUACAAGAAGCCACAGGAUUUCUGUGGUGCUAUCGAGUAGUCCUGCUAAGAAUUAGUUACAGUUGCUGAAAGGGCAGCAUUUGGCGUUCCCUAUAGCUUAGAGUGAGGGGUUUUCAGAACAGUGUAGACUCCCUGCUCCCCUUCCUGUCUUCACACUGCUGGCCCUUGUCCCCACGUGAAACAAAAGCUGUUGGGUCCUGAGAAAUGAGGGAAAUUGUAUAGUAUUUUCUCUUUUCCCAAGUAUGUACUAGUAGUGUUUUUAUACAUGUGUCAGGUUACGUGCACCCCUGCGGCAGGCAGUUGGCAGCUCUACCGUGGAUUUCUCACUCCAGCAGUGGACAGCUCGUGCUCUAAUCAGAAAUGCCACAGGCGGCUGUUACAGGUGUUUCUGGCAUCCAUAUCUUAGUCACGGCCAGAAGUUUUGGUAAUUAGCAGAGAAAAUGUUUGAAGUAGGUUUUCUUUUGGAAAUUAAUAGCUCAUUGAUCAGUAUAAUAGCUAAUAGUAGUGGCUCUCAUUGGUAAAACUAGAGGUAUUCAGGAUAUGUGAACUAAAUUAUUUCAGAGUAGUUCCCCAUCCUUGCAUGGAAAGGAUACAAGAAUCUAGUGAGGCCUGUAGCCUGUACCCUUAGGCCUGGUGUAUAAGGCUUGACCCUCCUAAAUGGUCUUACUUCCUGCCAUUUUGUCCAAAGAUUGCCGGUUGCUUGUUGCUGAAUGGAUUAGGACAAUCCCUCCUCUGGAAUAUUGUCAGGUUUGCCUUAAGUGGACCUUUCAUGGAAAGUGGUGGGUAAACUGCCGAAACAGAGAAGUAAGGCUUCACUGAGCUUAUGAAACAGGUUGCAUAAACUCUUUGCAUGCUUGCUAAUGAACGUUUAUUAAAAUUUGUAUGUGGGACAGUUGAUCUGGGCUUGAUUUUUUUUUUAACUACCUUCUUAUCUACCUCAAAUUUCAGUGGCCAGUAGCUAAUUUAAAAGAAUGUAAAAGUUGUAUAUGACCUUAUUGACUAGGUCAGCUAGAAACAUCAGGUGUUUGAUUGGACUGUUAUCCAGAUUGCUGCUUCCCACUGAAUGAGUUUAGAAAGUAGUUUAGUUCUCAUCUACAGUCUGCCACGAGUGAAACUUCGUAGUAAGUUGUGUUGUGCUGAACAUUUCCAAUGUAGUUUCUUAAAACUUAGGGAUUUCACAAAAUAGUAAAAUUUUAAAACUUUUGGAACCAAAAUAGGUGACAACUUUCUAUUUUGUCAGAUAUGAGGAUAUUAAAACUAUAACUAACAUUCAUUAUUACUACCAUUUCAUAAAACAUUUUAAAGUCAAAAUCUCAGAGAGUGGACAGUUAGCAAUUUUAUACUGUCAAUAAAGAAAAACUGGAAAUAUUAAAAAUAAUUUCAAAUGAAACAAGAGGGUUACACCAUAACAUUUUAUUUUACAGUGCUAUACUUUGUGCUCUUGUUUUCUGUAUAUAGGUUUGUCAGUUUGGAGAUGUUAAGAUUUUGGAGUCUCACAAAAUAGUAAAAUUUUAAUUUAGUGCCACCCAAAAAUGGAGUCUGAAUGGCCACUUCUUUCUGAUACUUCGUUUUUAUCACAGUUAAUGUUGA